This is a messenger RNA of Dibothriocephalus latus, 1791 nucleotides long. Lineage: Eukaryota; Metazoa; Platyhelminthes; Cestoda; Diphyllobothriidea; Diphyllobothriidae. The record is from the annotation of a GenBank genome assembly.
AUGAACGCUCAGGCAGAUGCUGAGGCCCUGGAAAAAGCUAUGAAGGGACUCGGCACGGACGAACAGGCCAUCAUCGACUUGCUGUCAAAACGUUCUGUUCACCAACGCCAGCAGAUCGCAGUAGCCUACAAAUCACAAUACGGAAAGGACCUCAAAGACCGUUUGCACAGCGAACUGAGUGGACAUUUCCGACAAGCCGUUCUCUAUUCCUUCUACGACAUGGCUCACGUAAACGCCAAGGCCUGCUACAAGGCCAUAAAGGGCGCCGGCACUGAUGAAAAGGUUCUCAUUGAUGUCAUCUGCACAUCCACGAAUGAGGAAAUAGAAGCCCUGAAAAAAGCCUACAUGGAUAUCCUCCUUGAGGAAAAACAAAAUGCUCUUCGAAGGAACUUGGAACUCGAUGUCAAAAACGAUACUAGCGGGGACUUUGAGAAGGUGCUGAUUGCCCUGCUGCAAGGUAAAAGAGGGGGAGAUGUGGACGAGGUUAAAAUGCGCGAGGAGUGUGAAGCUCUCUAUGCGGGCGGUGAAGCGAGAUUGGGAACUGACGAAUCCACCUUUACGCGGAUUCUUGUCACACGCAGCUGGAAGGACAUUGUUAAAAUCAAUGAGCAUUAUAAUGCGGCGGUUGGUCACGAUCUGAUUACGGCCAUUGGCAAGGAAACGUCCGGGGACUAUCGAGAUGCUCUUCAAACGAUUGUAAGGACGGCUAUCAACAGGAAUAAGGCCUAUGCUGAGGUUCUCUACAGGACUAUGAAAGGUGCUGGCACUCAUGAUGACAACCUUGUUCGAAUGAUCAUCGCGCACUCUGAGAAAACCAUGUCUAACCAAGGUACCGUUCAUCCCGCUUCGCAAAUGAACCCGCACGAUGAUGCGGCGGCCCUGGAAAAAGCCAUGAAGGGACUCGGCACGGACGAGCAGGCCAUCAUCGACCUGCUGUCAAAACGUUCUGUUCACCAACGCCAAAUGAUCGCAGAAACCUACAAAGCAAGCUACGGAAAGGAUCUCAAAGACCGUUUACAUAGCGAAUUGAGUGGACAUUUCCGACGCGCCGUUCUCUACUCCUUCUACGACAUGGCUCACGUAAAUGCCAAGGCCUGCUACAAGGCCAUGAAGGGCGCGGGCACCGAUGAACAAGUCCUCAUUGACGUCAUCUGCACAUCCACGAAUGAGGAAAUACACGCUUUGAAAGAAGCCUACAAGGAUAGUGAGUUAUCCCGUUAUACUUCUACACUAUCACUUCGGAGGAACUUGGAGCUCGAUGUCAAGAAGGAUACUAGCGGGGACUUCGAGAAGGUGCUAAUUGCUCUCCUACAGGGUCAAAGAGGAGGAGAUGUGGACGAGGGUAAAAUUCGCGAAGACUGUGAGGCGCUCUACAAGGGCGGUGAAGCGAAAUUGGGAACGGACGAAUCCACCUUUACGCGGAUUCUUGUCUCACGCAGCUGGAAAGACAUUACCAAGAUAAACGAUAUCUACAAUCAGGCGGUUGGUCACGAUCUGAUUACUGCCAUUGGCAAGGAAACGUCCGGUGACUAUCGGGAUGCUCUUCAGACGAUUGUAAAGACGGCUCUCAACAGGAAUAAGACCUAUGCUGAGAUUCUCUACAAGACCAUGAAAGGCCUCGGCACUCAUGAUGACAACCUUGUUCGAAUGAUCAUCGCCCACUCUGAGGUUGAUUUGGCCAUCAUUAGGCAUACGUUCGACAGCACAUACGAAAAAAGUCUCGAACAAAUGAUCGAAGGAGACACAUCUGGUGACUACCGCAAGUACCUCCUUGCGAUCCUGGGACAAUAA